AUGGAUUCCAUGGGGCACGGCGGCAUGUCAGGCAUGGGCGGCGGCUCUCCGGCGAGCAAUAUGACGACGAUGAUGCAGCAUCCGACGAAGAAGAUGAUGAUGCACAUGACUUUCUUUUGGGGGAAGAACAUGGAGAUGCUGUUCGCCGGCUGGCCUGGAUCUCGCACCGGGAUGUACGCGCUCGCCUUGGUCUUCAUCUUCUUCCUCUCUUUCCUCGUCGAGGGCCUCUCCCACUCUCGAUUCGUCAAGCCGUCCGGGCCCAACUCGUCCUCCUCCUCCGUGGGCCUGGCCCAGACCCUAGCCCACACGGUUCGGGUCGGGCUGGGCUACCUGGUGAUGCUGGCGGUCAUGUCUUUCAACGGCGGCGUGUUCCUGGCCGCCGUGGCCGGACACUCGCUGGGGUUCUUGCUGUUCCGGAGUAGGGUUUUCAAGAAACCUGAUGAUCAGCCUCCUGCUAAAACAGUUGCUGCUCUCCCUCUCCACCAUUAA
Messenger RNA from Linum tenue, 489 nucleotides. The record is from the annotation of a GenBank genome assembly. NCBI's taxonomy places the organism in Eukaryota, Viridiplantae, Streptophyta, Magnoliopsida, Malpighiales, Linaceae.